This is a messenger RNA of Lycium ferocissimum, 375 nucleotides long. RefSeq names its product F-box protein PP2-B13-like. The record is from RefSeq and is a predicted model, not a curated record. The transcript has a single exon. Bases 1 to 375 code for a protein of 124 amino acids. Lineage: Eukaryota; Viridiplantae; Streptophyta; Magnoliopsida; Solanales; Solanaceae.
AUGUUGUCACCAAAGACUAAUUAUGCUACUUAUUUGGUGUUCAAAUUGGUAAAUCAUAUGUUCCAUGGACUUGACUAUGCUAAUGCAAUUAUUAGGUUUGUUAAUUAUGAGAGUGACACUGAGACUGAAAACCAAGCAAAUACUGUGAAACUUUCAAGUGGGAAUAUUCCAAAAAUGAGAAGAGAUGGAUGGAUGGAAGUAGAAUUGGGAUACUUUGGUAGCAAGAAAGGUUAUGAUGGACUUGUUGAAGCAAGACUGCUUGAGAUUAAACGUCUUCAUUACAAAGGUGGACUCAUUGUUGAAGGGAUUGAGUUUUGUCCCAAAAUAAUUGAAUACACGUCUUCAGAUGUGGAUAUGGUGGAUCUGGGAUUUUAA